Messenger RNA from Heterobilharzia americana, 474 nucleotides. Lineage: Eukaryota; Metazoa; Platyhelminthes; Trematoda; Strigeidida; Schistosomatidae. The record is from the annotation of a GenBank genome assembly.
AUGCAUCAGUCAAACUUUCUACAGAAAUGCUUUAUUCAAUCUCAAGAUAUUCAUGAUUUAUCAAAAGUUAUCGCAUCCAGCUCGUAUAUGAAACAACCAAGUAUUAAUUGUCAUACGGUUAACAGCAUUCCUAGUGUGCAGGAUAUUGCAAAUCACUUACACAGGAGUCAGUUCACAAAUCUUCUAGAUUUCACUUCUUCUUCUUCUUCUUAUCCCGCAGGCUAUUCUUCAAAACUGCCUUUGUUUACAAGUAAAUCACAGAAACCAUAUUCUUUCCUGAAAAGCUUCAAUCCAAAUAUUUUUCGAAAUGAAUUCACUUCAAAUCAGAUAAAUCGACUUAUACAAGAGUUUCCACAAAAAGAUGGACAAAACAGUUUUCUGGGGAGUGGUGAAGCCGGUGAGUUUGGCGUACUUGCAGUAAUUUGGACAUAUUUGUUUGCUUGUUAUAUUAUUCGUUUAAUGAAAAUUUCCUGA